GCCUAUGAUGCUAGGUAGCUGGGUUUACAUUAAAAUAAUGUUUUCACUUUGUCUGCUACUCACUGUGAUGGUGCAGUUCACUAAGCAAGCGAUUUUCAAUAAUAGUGCAUGGUUGUCAGGAAAUAAAGACACUUCAUCACAGUAAAAAUAACUGAUAAAUGUGGUUCUACUUAAACAGUCACUAGAAUCAAAGGUCCCCCCACCAGCAUGCAAUCCUACCCAGAGUAAAGGGAACUUACAGUUGCACAGAUAAAGUACAAAGGCAAUUGCUCCCUCUAACACCCCUCCAGUUGUUCAUCGCAGGGAAACAGAGGCCUUAGGGACAACUCCCAUUGGUUGUGGAUAUCUAAGACUUUUGCUGGAACACCUCAGUGCUCAGAAGCUCAAAUCACAGUGUCCCUUGCCAACUCUGGAGGAAGCUGCUGCUGCACCAUCCUGCUUGCCUCUCCAGCAGCCUGUGGACCUGCCGACAGGCAUGGGUCCAGUGGACAAGAAGGUUGUCGUGGAAGACAAAUUAUUCACAGAUAUUCAUAUUGAACUUUAGAACUGAGGAUUUUCUAAGAUUAAUUGAAUGUCAUACAUUUGAAUCCUCAGUUAUUUUUUGACAGUGGAGGAUUUAAAGCUGUAGACACACAUGGAAUAAAAUCUUCAGAAACCGUUCACUAAUAAGGACAUAACAGUAACAGUUGGAAGAACCAGUUUGACUGAAGACUGAAUCGCAUAGGGUACAUCAAAAGUGACUAAAAACAGAAUGGAGUCCUUAAGGAAAUCUCAAGAACAGGUACAACAGGGUCUAAAUGAGCUUGAAAACUUAUAUAAAGAGGGCAAAGAUCGAAAUGAUGCAGUGGUGAAAGGCUUUGAAGAGAAGGUUCGUGUGGCUCUCGAUGUCCCAAAGGAAAGCUGGGCUCCUCCUGGUCAAUCUCUGAAGGAUCUAAUACAACAUUUGCAUGGACAGCUGGAAAUUUUGCAGAGUGCCUCACUCUCUCCUGAGACGAUUUCAGAUGUGCAGGUCUUGAAAAAUGCAUCUGGUGGUCUGGCGUUAGAAGGUUUUUACAGAACCCAAAAUCUGGAGGACUUGUUGGCAAAAAGAGAGCAGCUCAUUGAGGUCCCCCUGUCAUUUUCACUCAUUGGCCCAAAACAAAGUGCCAUGUAUGAGCAGAAAGAAUUUUCAUCCCACAGAUCUCAAACAGUUCAUCAGAAAGUCAUGGAGAAGCUGGGCUUCAGUUUCAGCAGCUCAUUGAAUGUUGGAUUAUGGGGCUUUGGCAUUAGAAAUACAACCGAAAGAAAUGAAUCAAGUGAGACAGAAGAAACAAGAACUCAGUCAUGUGAACAGUCUUCCAUCUUCAGCACAAAAUACAACUACAUUCCACUGGCAUCCUGUUUUAUUGAAAAAGAUAAACUGAAGCUUUCACAAGGAGCAAUUAAGGCCCUUCAAGAAAUUGAAACUAUCCUUUCACAUUCUGGUGAGAGCAUGGCACUAAGGAACAGAGUCAGCAGUUUUUAUGAGAGAUUUGGCUCCCAUGCAAACCAGGGCCCGAUACACUUUGGGGGAGUUUUCUGGUGGACUGCUUCUGCAGAAGGCUUUAGAAGUGAUGAACUGUCAGAGAUGAAGAAGCUGACAUCUAAAGCUCUGAACAUUCACGUCGGAGCGGGAUACACUACACCUAUUGUCAGUGUCUCUGCUGGAUUGAGCAUCUCUUCCUCAGAGGUGAAAGGAUCUUCUACUGGAAGACACAGUGAAACCUUGAUGAGUAAAGUGCAGCUGUCAGUCAGUAAAACUGGUGGUCCGGCUGAGACUGAUAAUCACUUGCAGUGGAAGUCUCAUCUUGUCACUAGUAACAGAACCUGGAGCGUUGUUGACAGAGGAACAACUUUAAUUCCUGUCUGGGAAAUCAUCAUGUCUGCUCACAAAAAUGAUUUCCAAGAUGCUCUCAGUUUAGGCACCAAAUUAAAGAAUGUUUAUGAAGAUAUCACUAAGUUAAAUGAGGACGAACUGUGGGGAGAAGAUGUCCUUAUGGAAAUAGAAAGAGCAAAAGCACUGAUUCAGUCAGUACAGAAUUGGACUGCCUCAGACUGUGAAUCCCAAUUAACAGAAUUAUUGGAAUUCAAAACCAGGCUAUAUGAGACAACAGGAUCCUACAACAUCUGGAUUCAAACCUGUCUCUCAAGUCCAGAGCUUCAAGAUUAUUUGAUGGAAGUGGUUAGAGAAAACAAUCAUUCCACAGGCUGGAUAUUUGAGAAUUUUGAUGCGCUGUUUGUUGGACCCUGGUCUGUACACAGUUAA
This is a messenger RNA of Megalops cyprinoides (Indo-Pacific tarpon), 2284 nucleotides long. RefSeq names its product interferon-induced very large GTPase 1-like. NCBI's taxonomy places the organism in Eukaryota, Metazoa, Chordata, Actinopteri, Elopiformes, Megalopidae. Bases 752 to 2284 code for a protein of 510 amino acids. The record is from RefSeq and is a predicted model, not a curated record. The transcript is spliced from 4 exons.